Molecule: messenger RNA, 1683 nt
Organism: Morone saxatilis (striped sea-bass)
Lineage: Eukaryota; Metazoa; Chordata; Actinopteri; Moronidae
Gene: smyd1a
Product: SET and MYND domain containing 1a
Exons: 10
Coding region: 1-1413 (470 amino acids)
Cellular component (GO): nucleus
Molecular function (GO): protein binding
Source: RefSeq, a predicted model, not a curated record
AUGACUGUGGGGAACAUGGAGAGCGCUGAGCUGUUUGAUGCAGGGAAGAAAGGUCGAGGCCUGAGGGCCACCAAGGAGCUCAGCGCUGGGGAAGUGGUCUUCGCAGAGCCCAGUUUCUCCGCCGUGGUCUUUGACAGUUUGGCCACUCAGGUGUGCCACAGCUGUUUCCGGCACCAGGCCAAUCUGCACCGCUGUGCCCAGUGUAAGUUUGCCCACUACUGCGACCGCACCUGCCAGACUGCAUGCUGGGACGAACACAAGCAGGAGUGUGGGGCCAUCAGGAAGACCGGCAAGGCGCCCAGCGAGAGUGUUCGUCUGGCUGCCCGCGUGCUGUGGCGUAUUCACAAGGACACAGGCAUUGUGUCGGACAGUCAGCUGGUUUCCGUGGACCAGCUGGAGGACCACGUGGCCGACCUGCCUGAAGAAGACGGCAAGAAGCUCAAGACUGACGUGCACAGCUUCCUGGAGUACUGGUCCUACGGACGCAAGCAGCACUCCGUCGAAGACAUCUCACACAUCUUUGGCAUCAUCAAGUGUAAUGGUUUCACGCUGAGUGACCAGAAAGGCCUGCAGGCCGUCGGCGUGGGUCUUUUCCCCAACCUAUGUCUUGUCAACCAUAACUGCUGGCCCAACUGCACCGUCAUCCUCAACCACGGCAACCAGUCAGCUGUGAGUUCAGCUCUCCAUUCUCAGAGGAGGAUCGAGCUGCGAGCCGUGGAGAAAAUUGCAGAGGGCGAGGAGCUGACCGUCAGCUACGUGGACUUCCUCAACCUGACUGCUGACCGCCAGAAGAAGCUGAAGGAGAACUUCCACUUCGACUGCACCUGCGAACACUGCAGUCAGCACAUCAAGGACGACCUGAUGAUGGCUGCCGCAGAGAGCGAGGGGAACAAACUAUCUGCUGAUAAGGUAAAAGAGGUGACCGCCUUCAGUAAGGAGUGUCUGGAGAAGAUUGAAAUGGCUCGGGUUGAUAGGGAUUACCAAGAGGUGGUGAAGUUGUGUCGUGAGUGUCUGCAGAAGCAGGAGAACGUCUUGGCCGACACUCACCUGUACAAGCUGCGUGUGCUCAGCAUUGCCAGUGAGGUUCUUUCAUACCUGAAGUCCUUCUCUGAGGCUGCAGGGCUCGCCCGCAGGAUGGUGGAGGGAUACAAGAAGUUGUACCACCCUAACAACGCCCAGUUAGGCAUGGCCAUCAUGCGGGCAGGGAUCACUCACUGGCAUGCAGGGCAGAUAGAGGUGGGUCACGGCAUGAUCUGCAAGGCCUACCGCAUCCUUAUGUUCACCCACGGACCCAACCACGCCAUCACCAGAGACCUAGAGUCCAUGCGCAGGCAGACUGAGCUGGAGCUAAAGAUGUUUAAGCAGAACGAGCAGGUGUACCACGCCAUGAGGGAUGCUGCGCUGAAGAAAUGAAAAGAUCAGAGCACAAGCAAUAAUAUGAUAAUAUCUUAUCACCUUCACUGCUGAAGAUCCUAUCACUAAAAAACCUGCUGAUGUUCUGAUGCAUGUCUAACACUGACAUACAUACUGUAUGUCCUCUAAAGCACUGCACCCAGCCCCUGUGCUGAGCCUGAAUGAUACAGUGUUCUGUUCAAAUCAGCAUGUGCAGAUGAAACACGAAAUGUAACUGUAUGUACAGUAUCUGCAAUAAAAGUGGAGAUACGACAUGUGUCACAGAAAUAA